AUGGUGCGUCUCACCAGCUUUCUCUCUGCUGUUUGGUUCCCUUUCGCGGCAGUUCAGGCCGGACUCUCCAACUUUGACGACUGGGAGCAUGGCCGCGUUGCGCUCGAGGAUGUCAGCAUUCACUUUCGCUACGCUGGAUCUGGCCCACCCUUGCUCCUCGUACACGGGACCCCCCAAUUCAGUCUGACCUGGCAAUUCAUCGGUCCUAUCCUCGCUGAGCACUAUACCGUCAUCGCCCCGGACAUGCGCGGGACCGGAGAUUCCAGCAUUCCGUCGACUGGGGACUAUACCUGCGAAACAUCUGCUGGCGAUCUCAAGGGCUUGCUCGAUUUCCUCAACAUAACCUCUACAUAUGUCUUCGCCCACGAUAGCGGCGUCGGCAUCGCCACUGCUCUGGCCAUCAAGAACCCCGCCGUCGUGAAGAGGUUGGCGUUUGGCGAGUACAUCUUCCCAGGGUUCGGUUACGAGCAGGCCGCAUCACCCGCUCCGUUCUUGGACCUGUACGGAAACCCACAGCUUUCUGCCUUUGCGGUUCCCGACUUUGCCGAGUUUCUCGUUCGCGGAAAGGAGAAGCAGCUGCUACAGUGGUACUUCUACAAGGGUAGCUAUUCCGGCGGCACCAGCUUCAGCGAGGAUACACUGAACCGGUACACCAGCAGCAUCUCGAAGCCCGGGUUUCUGAGGUCCAUGAUGGGCGUGUACUCCGCGGCCACCGUCCACGCAGACUCACAGUUUUUCCGAGGCCACCUGGGACAAGCCGCACUGGAGAUGCCAGCACUCGCAGUCGGCGGGGAGGCAAGCAACGGAAACGAGGGCAUUAUGCGUAUGCUUUAUUCGUGGGUAGCAAACGAUCUCGACGUGGCCGUGGUUCCCAAGGCAGGCCACUGGCUAGGUGACGAGAACCCAUCCUGGACAGCAAAGCGCGUGGCCAGCUUCUUCUCGGAAGACAAGGAAGCCUUGAAGAGCAUUGACCUGGCUUCCCUUGCCGAUCACGUCACCUUGCAAGUAGGAUUUUUCGGGACCUACAGGAACGCUGCCCUGGGUGCAGAUCUUGAUAUCGAGGAGGAAUUCCAAUAUACCGCCCUGAACAAGGACUCACAGUAG
Messenger RNA from Geosmithia morbida, 1104 nucleotides. RefSeq names its product alpha/beta hydrolase fold. Lineage: Eukaryota; Fungi; Ascomycota; Sordariomycetes; Hypocreales; Bionectriaceae. Bases 1 to 1104 code for a protein of 367 amino acids. The transcript is spliced from 3 exons. Gene Ontology annotation, molecular function: hydrolase activity. The record is from RefSeq and is a predicted model, not a curated record.